AUGGGGGGAGUUCGAUCUGUUGCUGCUCUUGCCUUCGCCGGAGUCGUUGGCCUUACUUUCCUCGUUCUAGGAUGCGCUCUUCCAAUGUAUGGAACAUGGUCGCCGAUGUUCGUGAUUGCAUUCUACAUUCUCUCACCAGUACCUCUGCUUAUUGCAAGACGUUUCCAGGAAGACAUGACUGGAACAAACGCAUGCAUCGAAUUAGCCCUUUUCAUUACUACUGGAAUUGUCAUCUCCGCUUUUGCUCUUCCAGUUGUCUUAGCCCAUGCUGGAACGAUUAAGCACGGAGCAUGCUUCCUCAUCAACACUGGCUCAACUAUCAUGUUUGGCACUAUCAUCGCAUAUUUCUAUUUGCAUCGUGACGACGACAGUGGAAGCUGGAGCCAAUCUCUUUUCUAA
Molecule: messenger RNA, 399 nt
Organism: Caenorhabditis remanei
Lineage: Eukaryota; Metazoa; Nematoda; Chromadorea; Rhabditida; Rhabditidae
Exons: 4
Coding region: 1-399 (132 amino acids)
Biological process (GO): late endosome to vacuole transport via multivesicular body sorting pathway
Cellular component (GO): endosome
Source: RefSeq, a predicted model, not a curated record